AUAUAUUUUGUAAACCAGUUGGAAAAGCAUUUGUUCUCCCAAAAUGAAGUCCUACUCGCUAUUAACCUGUAGUGUCCUUCUUGUAGGAGUGAUAUGUGCUGUACUGGCUUUUCCAUCCCCAGAUUCAAGUGCUUCUGACGAUUCCAUUUCUGAGAGCAAAGAAGAACUAUUGCUAACCUUCCCGGAGUAUUCACUAAUUCCUCCAAACCUUUUAGAGGCCUUAUUUCCCGACUCAAGUGAUUCAAGUGACUCAAGUUCCUCAAGUGACUCAAGUUCCUUAAGUGAUUCAAGUAUUAGCGACUCAGCUUCUGAUGAAAGUGGUUCGGAACCACCUCAAGGACGCACCAUCUUCCUGCUUUUACGUCUGUUGCAACUGCUUGCCCAAACUAAUUCCACUCUUUUGGGCUAAUCGAGAAUAUAUUUGCACUCUGAAUUGGCACUCGAUUUUCUGAUUAUUGCUCUUUUUUUCUUCAAAAUUUUUUGAUAUGUCCUAAUUAAUGUUUUAAACCAAUAAAUAUAUUUAAAUAUUUCAAAUAGAAUUUAAUCAAAGAAAAAUAAAUGCUUUAAAAUUUAA
This is a messenger RNA of Anastrepha ludens (Mexican fruit fly), 574 nucleotides long. Its product is annotated as dentin sialophosphoprotein-like. Lineage: Eukaryota; Metazoa; Arthropoda; Insecta; Diptera; Tephritidae. The transcript is spliced from 3 exons. The coding region runs from base 44 to 409 and encodes 121 amino acids. The record is from RefSeq and is a predicted model, not a curated record.